AUGAAUAAAAAAUGGAUUAGCCCAAGUAUUCAUCCAUAUACAGUGUCACAUUUAUCCCAUGGGGCUCUCACUUUUUCACCCCAUCAUGGGGAGAUUGUUGGUUUCAUAAAAUUUAUGCAGGAAGCCAAUCCUGUUAAGUACCCAGAAGAUACUUUUCUUCAUAACUUGUGGAUGAUUUUUUUCAAUUGCUCAAGAUUGCAUUCUGAACGUAAAAUCAUUGAAAACUGUCUGCCCAAUGCCUCUUUGGGAUUGUUGCCAAGGAGUCUUUUUGAAAUGGUCAUGACUGAAGAGAGUUACAAUGUGUACAAUGCUGUGUAUGCAGUGGCCCACAGUCUCCAUGAGAAGAAUCUCAAUCAAAUACAAGUUCAACCACAGGCAAAUAUUGAUAGGACUCUGUUAUCCCCCUGGCAGCUUCACCCUUUUCUGAAGAAUAUUCAAUUCAAAAACUCUGUUGGUGACCCUGUGGUUCUGGACUGGAAAAGGAUGGCUGAUCCAGAGUAUGAUAUUCACAAUGUUUGGAACUUUCCAUCAGGUCUUUCACUAUUGGUGAAAGUGGGUACAUUUGUUCCUAGUGCUUCCAAGGGGGAACAGCUGAUGAUAUCUGAAUACAUGAUUAACUGGCCCAUAGGAUUUACAGAGAUUCCUCGGUCUGUCUGCAGUGAGAGCUGCAGCCCUGGAUUCAGGAAAGUUGUUCUGGAGGGAAGGCCUACCUGUUGCUUUGACUGCAGUCCUUGCCCAGACAAUGAGAUUUCCAAUGAGACAGGUGAAGGACAAUGUGUGCAGUGUCCAGAAACACAUUAUGCAAAUGCAGAGAAGACAUACUGCCUGGAGAAAACUGUCACCUUUCUGGCCUAUGAGGAUCCCUUGGGGAAGGGACUCACACUCGUGUCCCUUGGAUUUUCUAAUCUCACAGCUCUUACUAUUGGAGUCUUUGUAAACCACAGAGACACUCCAAUAGUCAAGGCCAAUAACAGAUCUCUCAGUUACAUCCUGCUCAUCACUCUGACCCUCUGUUUCCUCUGUCCAUUGCUUUUCCUUGGUCUUCCACACACAGCCACAUGUAUCCUGCAACAGAACGUGUUUAGACUUCUGUUCACUGUGACUCUAUCCACUGUGUUGGCCAAAACCAUCACUGUAGUUAUGGCCUUCAAGAUUACAGCUCCAGGAAGAAAGAUCAGAUGGUUGCAGAUAUCACAGGUCUCUAAAUGUGUCAUUCCAGCUUGCACUCUGAUACAAGUACUUCUCUCUGGCAUAUGGCUGGGAACAUGCCCUCCCUUUAUUGACAUGGAUGCUCACUUUGAACAGGGACACAUCAUCAUUCUUUGCAACAAGGGCUCAGCUGUUGCCUUCCACUGUGCUCUGGCCUACCUGGGAGUCAUGGCCUUGGGUAGUUACCUCAUGGCUUUCUUGUCCAGGAACCUUCCUGACACAUUUAAUGAAUCCAAGUCCAUGGCUUUCAGCAUGCUUGUGUUCUGCAGUAUAUGGGUCAUGUUCCUCCCUGUCUACCACAGCACCACUGGGAAGGUCAGGGUAGCUAUGGAAAUGUUCUCUAUCCUGGCUUCCAGUGCAAGCAUUCUAAUUGUAAUCUUUGUCCCUAAGUGCUACAUUGUUUUGUUUAGUCCAGAAUUAAACACACUUCCUCAUAACAGGGAUGAAAGACAC
Apodemus sylvaticus (European woodmouse) is the source of this 1662-nucleotide messenger RNA. Its product is annotated as vomeronasal type-2 receptor 116-like. The record is from RefSeq and is a predicted model, not a curated record. Gene Ontology annotation, molecular function: G protein-coupled receptor activity. Lineage: Eukaryota; Metazoa; Chordata; Mammalia; Rodentia; Muridae. The annotation marks the transcript as partial. Gene Ontology annotation, cellular component: membrane. The transcript has 4 exons. Gene Ontology annotation, biological process: G protein-coupled receptor signaling pathway.